UGCGGUCCGCCUGUUGCCUUGGCAACCUCUGACCUGGGCCUGCCUCAUCCCUGGGCCUGGGUGGCAUGUGGGACAGGAAGGGCUGCUUCCUCCCAGCGACUCAGGGGCUCCAGCUGCCCAGGGGACUGGCCGCCAGCACCUCCCAGCUGCCUGCCGCCAGAGCUGCUGCCCUGGCCCUGGGGGUGUCCCUCCAGGAACCAAGAGGCCUCUUUUUGGAAGGCCCGUUGUGGAAGGGGACUUCGGCCAUGGAGACCUGUAACCGCCGUGGGGCCAACCCAGCCCGGCCGACGCCGAGCCCCGCCAAGAGCGGGCUGCUGGACCUGACGGAGACCGGCAAGGCCCUGAAGGUGCAGGCGGAGAAGCCCCACCUGGUGAGCCUGGGCAGUGGGCGGUUGAGCACGGCCAUCACCCUCUUGCCUCUGGAAGAGGGCAAGACGGUGCUGGGCUCAGCCAGUGGGGAUGUUCUGCUGCAGGGCCCUGGGGUGGCCGCCAGGCAUUGCUUCAUUGAGAACAUUCAGGGGACCCUCACACUGCACCCCUGCGGCAACCCAUGUGCCAUUGACGGGCUGGCCAUUACCCGCCCCACUCGCCUUUCUCAAGGGUGCAUGAUCUGCAUUGGCCAGUCGACGUUCCUUCGAUUCAAUCAUCCGGCUGAGGCCAAGUGGAUGAAGAGCAUGAUUCCUGCCGGGGGUCGAAGUCCUUCAGCCCAAUAUGGGCUUGCAGCAGAGCCCCCCAGCCUGCUGAAUGGCAAUCGGGAGGAGCCCCAGCCUUCCCGGCAGAACCACCGCAUCUUGGUCAGCUCCAUUGAGCGGGACUUGCAAGACAUCAUGGACUCCCUGGUCCUGGAGGAGGACGGCCGGCCCCCUAAGCCGCCCCCUGGCACGGCUCAGUCACCAGACCUCUCUGUGGUGAACGGCGGCAGGAAGGGCAGCAACCGUCACCUGCUCUCCCCACCCCAGAGUCCUGGUGCCAUGUCUGUGGGAUCCAGCUACGAGAACACCUCCCCGCCGUUCUCGCCCCUCUCCUCGCCGGCCAGCAGCAGCAGCGGCACGAGCCCCUCACCAGGUAGCCACGAGCAGGGCCCUCCCCUCCCACCGGUGGUCCCCGUUCGCUCCUCCAGUUUCAACCAUACGAUGCUGGCCUCGCCUGGCACGCCUGGCCUGGAUCUCUUGAGUGGCCCCGGCAGUUCAGGCCCAGCCCGAGGACCUGGGAGCCCCCGGACAGCACCAAGAGCCAUGCCUGAAGGCCUUCGAAGCCCGACUCUGGCUCGCAGGGCUCGGCCUUCCGGGGAAAGCCCCCGCCCGGCCCAGCAGAGCUCCCUGCGGCCCCUUGGAUCGAGUGAGGCGUCUCGGGCCCGGCUGCCCAACAGUCCGCCGUUCGGCCCCAAGUCCCAGCUGCCCUCUGCCUCACGGACCAAGGCGGCCCCCACCCUGCAAGAAAGGCCCCCCAGCCCCUUCUUCGAGGGCCGGGAGAGGCCGCCCAGCUCAGCCCGCCACGGCCCGCCGGGGAAGGCCCACCAGGCCACAGAGAGCACGCACAGCGGCCAUUGGGCUCGGCCUUUGCCGGCCCCCGAGAGCCCCCGGCUCAGCCGGAGAUCGCUGGAGAGCAUGCGGGACCUUCCCCCCAUCAGCCCAGCCCUGUCCCGCCGGGCGGCCUCCCCGGCCACCCUCAGCAGCCCCUCCUUGCCAGCCAGAGCCAGUGAGAGCGCUGCUGGGGCCUGGCGACGAGAGGCCCUCGAGGCGUCUCUCCCCCCGGCCCCCCCGGCCACCUCUUUCGCCCUGCGGGGACGCAGCCCUUCGCCCACUCUGCUCCUCGGCGGAGAGCACCCCCAGCCAAAGGCGGGCAGCUUUGGGACUGGCUUGAGCCCGGCGGCCAGCCUGGGCUCCUUGGCCGUGCCCUCGGCCUCGCCCCGCCAGAGCCCGCUCGGGCGCCGCAAGUUCUCCGGAGAGACCCCGCUGCCGGGACCCCCACGGGAGCGCAAGCACAGCAUCUCGGAGCUAAGCAACCAGGAAGGAGACCUGCUCGAAUACCAUCGCUGGCAGCGCCAGGAGCGCCUCCGGGAGCAAGAGAUGGAGCGGCUGGAGCGCCAGCGGCUGGAGACCAUCCUCAACCUGUGUGCUGAGUACACGCGUAGCGAUAGUGAUGCCGGCCGGGACCACUGCCCCUUCCCGAGUGGGGCCGAGACCCCCACCCAGCCUGGGAGGAGGCCAUCCAAGGGGUCGGCCAGUCUUGGGGAGGCCAAGGAGCGACUUGUGAGGUCCCGGGGGCUGCACGAAAGAGAGGGGCCGGAGGAGGACCACCUGAAAGAGGAAGAGAGCAGCAGCACCGAGAGUGCGGGCCAUGAGCACGAUGAGCCGCCCGGGACGAGAGGUGCUCCGGAGGCAGCCUUGCUGGAGGAGGAGCGUGCCCGCACCCUGGCCACCAUUGACCAGCUCAAGAGCCGUGCCAAGGAGCUGGAACAGCAGCUGCAGGAGACAGCCCGGGAGGCGGAGAUGGAGCGGGCCCUCCUGCAGGGGGAGCGAGAGGCUGAGCUGACCCAGCUGCAGCAAGAGCAGGAAGUGGCUCAGCGCCUGCAGGAACGGCUCUCCAGCCUGGACGCCGCCAUCCAUCGGGACCGAGACAAGGAAGCCGAGGCCCUGGAGGCCGAGAGCAAGCUCUUCGAGGACCUGGAGUUUCAGCAGCUGGAGAAGGAGAGCCGGGCGGAGGAGGAGCAGGAGCUGAGCCCUGUAGACAUGCCUCCACCUUCCUCCUCCUCCUCCUCCUCCUCCUCCUUCCCCCAGGAGCGCGUGGCGGCACUGGAAAGCCAGGCCAACCAGAUCCGACUGCAGGCGGCUCAGGAGGCCGAGCGACUCAGUCAGGAGAAGAGCGCCACAUUGCAGCUGCUGCAGAAGGAGAAAGAGGCACUCCUGGCCUUGGAGAGGCAGUAUCGCACGCUGACGGGGGGCUCCGGCUUCCCCAAGACCCCAGCAGGGGCCCUUCGAGAGGUGUAUCGUUGCAAGGGGGGCAGCAUCCCUGGGACGCUGGCACAGACCAAGGGGGUCACCUCCUCCUCCUCCUCCUCCCAGCUCAGCAUCGCCAACCUCAGGCGCAGCCCCUCCCCCAAGAACACCCUGCCCCCCCAGAAUGGCACCGGCAGCCUUCCGCGGAACCUGGCCAGCACCCUGCGCGACAUUGAGGGCAAGCGCCAGCUGGCCCUCCAGCAAAAGGGGCGCCAGGUGAUUGAGGAGCAGCGCCGGCGGCUGGCCGACCUGAAGCAGAAGGCGGCGGCUGAGGCCCAGUCCCAGUGGGAGGCCCUGCGCGGGGGGGCAGUGCCCCUCUUCCCCCCCUCCUCCUCCCCACUCAUGCACCACUCCAUCCUCCAUCAUCAUCACCCACCCCGGGGCCCAGGCCUGCGUGCCGAGGAGCCCGAUCACGCCUACGACACCCUCAGCCUGGAGAGCUCCGACAGCCUUGAGACCGACCUCUCCACCAGUGGAAACUCUGCCUGCUCCCCGGACAACGUGUCCAGCGCCAGUGGGGCCGAGGCCGGGAAGAUUGAGGAGAUGGAGAAGAUGCUGAAGGAGGCCCACGCUGAAAAAUCACGCCUGAUGGAAUCACGGGAGCAAGAGAUGGAGCUACGGCGCCAAGCCCUGGAGGACGAGCGGCGGCGGAGGGAGGAGCUGGAGAGGCAGCUGCAGGACGAGACAGCCCGGAGGCAGAAGCUCAUCGAGAAGGAGGUCAAGAUGCGGGAGAAGCAGUUUGCCCAGGCACGCCCCCUGACCCGCUACUUGCCGAUCCGCAAGGAGGACUUUGACCUCCGCUCACACAUCGAGUCCUCUGGCCACAGCGUGGACACCUGCAGCCACGUCAUCCUUUCAGAGAAAAUGUGCAAAGGCUACCUGGUCAAGAUGGGGGGCAAGAUUAAGUCCUGGAAGAAGCGCUGGUUUGUCUUUGACCGCCUGCGCCGGACCCUCUCCUACUACGUGGACAAACACGAAACCAAGCUCAAGGGCCUCAUCUACUUCCAGGCCAUUGAAGAGGUUUAUUACGACCACCUCAGGAGUGCAGCCAAGAGUCCCAACCCAGCCCUCACCUUCUGCGUGAAGACCCAUGACCGCCUCUACUACAUGGUGGCCCCCUCAGCAGAAGCCAUGCGCAUCUGGAUGGACGUCAUUGUCACAGGGGCCGAGGGAUACACACAGUUCCUCAGCUGAUGAAGGGGAGCCCAUGAUGGGGAACCUCGGACUGCCUGCCUCUCCGUCUAGAGGAGGAGAAAGAAAGAAAGAAGAACGGAGGCUGCCCGCAGCCCAGCCCUGCUGCCCCGGGUCGUGGGGUCUCUAAUUUUUCAGAGUCUGACGCCCUUUCCACUUCCACUGCAAUGCCUCUAUGGACUCACGGGGCUGGCACACAACCGAUGGGAACCUCUUGGUGGGCUUCUGCUCCGUUGGUGUGACCCACUGGGGCGAAGAGGAGGGUGGCAGCAGGGCAGCCGGACGACAGACCCAGCAAUGCCAGGACUCCAGCACUCUGUGGGGAAACGCAGGGGUCCCUCGUCUGCCCUAGACUCAGUCUCUGUCAUGGAAAGCUGGACCUUCCUCCUGCUCCCUGCCUCUUGGCUUCUCCUGGGACUGAGCACCACCACAGAGAGCGGGCUGGCCCAAGCGAGGGAGUGUAGAGACUGCAUCCGGUCCAAGCCACCAUGUGCCUUGGCGGGCAGGGGAGAGUCUUAUCACCCCCUCCCUGCAUUUCCACUGCUAAGUGCUGCAUGCCCUGUAAGGGCACCACUUGCUAUUCUGCCUCCAGUGGGCACAUGCUAGCAGCCCCUAAGGAAGGUGGGACAGUGCUAGCUCCACCUAGCCAUUAUCCUACUUUAGGUCAGAGCAGAGGGAGUUUUUUAGCUCCAUGCCGGAUUUCCAGGUUCACUUUUAUAUGUUGUUUUGAAAAAGAAAAAGGAGAAAGACUGUCUCUCUCCCCCUGCCUGCCCCCCACCCCCCCGCAGGGCUCAGGCAGACGUCGCUGCUCCUGACUUGGAGGGGGAGAGGAAUAAAGCCUUUUACCUCAA
Molecule: messenger RNA, 5041 nt
Organism: Pogona vitticeps (central bearded dragon)
Lineage: Eukaryota; Metazoa; Chordata; Lepidosauria; Squamata; Agamidae
Source: RefSeq, a predicted model, not a curated record